Messenger RNA from Doryrhamphus excisus (bluestripe pipefish), 2447 nucleotides. Its product is annotated as cadherin-like protein 26. Gene Ontology annotation, molecular function: beta-catenin binding; cadherin binding; calcium ion binding. Gene Ontology annotation, cellular component: adherens junction; catenin complex; plasma membrane. Gene Ontology annotation, biological process: calcium-dependent cell-cell adhesion; multicellular organism development; cell-cell junction assembly. The record is from RefSeq and is a predicted model, not a curated record. NCBI's taxonomy places the organism in Eukaryota, Metazoa, Chordata, Actinopteri, Syngnathiformes, Syngnathidae.
CAUCAUACCUGGAUUUAUUAUGGAUAAAGUUCACCUCAGUAUUUUUACACUGCUGUGUUUGGGGAGGCACGUGUAUGGUGCAGAUAUUUUGCAGCGACAAAAAAGAAACUGGAUCAUUGAGUCCUUUACGAUUGAUGAAGGCUAUGAUGGACCUUUUCCAUAUACCCUGGGCAAGGUACAAGUGGGGAGAAAAUACGCCCGUUUUAAGAUACAUGGCCAAGGAGUUGAUUUGGAGCCGAGAGACAUAAUAGAAAUUGAUGAAAACACUGGAGAAAUUAUAGUUCAUGGUCCUGUGGACUUUGAAAAACACAAAAGCUUGAAGCUAAUAUUUCAGGCAAUAAACAGGGUCACAAAUGCAGUGGACACACAGCUUGGUGUUGACAUACAGAUUAUGGAUACAAAUGACAACUCACCAGUGUUUGACAGUGAAAUAUAUACCAUCACUGUAAAGGAGUCAACGUCACAAGGCACUGGACUGACUACCAUUAAGGCAGUAGAUGCGGACACCAAUCAAAAUAAAGAAUUUGAUUUACGGAUACUCACCGUAACUCCCAGCUCACAUGAUGUGGAGUUCUACUUUAAGACAUCUGAUGAUGAAACUGCAACCCUUUCCUUCAAAGGGUGUCUGGACUAUGAUAAAGCAAACAAAUACACCAUCAUAGUGGAGGCCAAAGAUCACGGCAAACCAAAACAGCUCUCCAGUUCCAGUACUGUCAUAAUCAACAUAGAAGAUGACAACAAUCACCUUCCAGUCAUCACAGGACAAACUGGUCCAGGAAAAGUGAGAGAAGGGCUGAGAAAUGUUCUUAUUUUACGUCUGCAAGUUACUGACAAAGACGGCAAAGGUACGGCGGCAUGGAGGGCGAAAUAUCACAUCCAACGAGACACAAAGAAGAACUUUCGAAUCACUACUGAUUGGAAGACAAAUGAAGGGUUACUGUAUGUGGAAAAGCCUCUGGAUUAUGAAGAAGUUUCCCUGAAGAGCAUCACCAUCUCAGUGGAGAAUGAAAUUCCAUAUUUUUCAUGCAGAGUGGUGAGACGAAGCACCACUAGUCUUUGGACAUUGAAGACUCAUAGAGGCACCACGACUACUGGUCAGUCCACAUAUGCCGUGGAUGUGAUGGUGGAAGAUGUCAAUGAGGCACCCGUUUUUGUUGAGCCGAACAAACAGGUUGCACUGAGGGAGAAUGUUGCUGCAGGACAGUAUCUGGACACCUUCACAGCUAGAGAUCCAGAUUACGGCAAGAUCAACACAUUUUUCUACAUGAAAGGGGAGGAUCCAGCUGACUGGGUGACAGUGGACAUCUUGACAGGAGCAAUAACUACAUCCAAGAUCCUUGACAGAGAGUCACCCUAUGUGAAAGACAACGUCUACAAAGCCACAGUAUGCGCUGUUGAUGAUGGUGUACCUCCAAUGACAGGCACUGCAACGCUAAACAUAAUCAUUAGCGAUGAGAAUGACAAUGCUCCAUCCCUGGCUGAAAAUCACAUUGAUAUGUGCCAAUCUGAAGGUCACUCAAAGGUCAAUGUUACAGCUUUGGACCCCGAUGAAGGCCCAUAUGGUGGGCCUUUCCAAUUCAAACUAAAUGGAGAUAUUAUAGGCAGGUGGAACAUUGACCCCAAGCAAGGCUACUCGGUCUACCUGUUGAAAGAUAGCAUUGUUGCUUCUGGACGACAUGAGUUGCUACUGGAAGUGUCAGAUCGUCAGGGCAAAGCUGCUGUCCACAAUCUGUCAGUUACAGUGUGUAACUGCUUCGACAAAAGCAGACCAAAUUGUCGUGCAGGAAGCCCCACGCUAGGAAAAAAUGCUGGAAUCAUAUCGUCAUGCCUUGUACCUCUUACAGGUAUUCCACUAACAGCAUUUCUGAGGUCAAGAAAGAAAAAAGGCAAAACCAGCAGCUCAGCAGGUUUGGCCAUACCAGACAGCUCGGGACAUCUAAUGCAGUGUAACACAGAGAACCUCGGCCGGGAUUGCCAAGUACACUUUGAUCCGCUGCACCAAGAAGACAAAAGCGAACUAAUGAGUGAAAUUGUACCUGGACCAGAACAAAAUUGGGUGAGACCAAGCGUAUCAUCUCCAGAUGUGGGCAAAACAAUAAAUGAGAUGCUGUACUCUUUACAGACAGGAGAAGAGCUGGAUGAUGGCGCUCCUCGUGUUUAUGCUGAAGAAGGAGACCUAGAUACGAGCAGUGAGCUUGAUGCCAUUUCCAUCCCUGAAAUUCCCUUUGACCCAGACAUGGACCUGGAUUUCCUACUCAGCUCUCCAGACUCAAUCCAAAUCCCCAAUAGAAACACAAUAUCCAACAUCACAACAUCUUGUGCAACGGAAAACCUUCAAACCAAAACAAUAAACAUAACAGGAAGAAACAUAUUUCCACAAAAGGGCAAAAAUGAGCAGUAUAAGAACAUUCCGUUAUAUUUGUAAAUAUCAAUAUAAGAUCAUUGUA